AUGAUUAGGGAACAGAAGGCUCCCUCGGGUCAGGGUCCAAUUCUAGGUCCAGGCUAUUCGCCGUCGGAGGCACAGGGAAACCAUAACCAGAAUCACAAUUCCGCGACCAGACACGGUGUUGUGUCGGGCAGAGAAAGAGAACCAACCGUAGAUGCUUCCUCCAGCACCCACAGCCAUUCCCUCUUCUCCUUUGGCUCCGCCAACCCCAACGCCGCGGACGAGGCCUCCACAGCUUCAUUUGAGUUCUUACCUUCCCCAAGCUUCGACGACCUCCAGAGCAGCAUUGCCGGCCCCCCCAAUGAUUCAACUACACAAUUUCCAGCUGUAGGUCGCCAGAGCGCCGGAGGAAAGCGGUUCAACGAUGCAAUGAGUGAAGGGAAAAGGGCGGCGGCAGGUUUGAAUGGGCCGCGCCCAGCAAGGACGGGAUCACUCCUCCGGAGACAAAGUACAUCCACAAGGCAAAGCAGCAUGUCUGCAUCGGCAUCGGGGAUAUCUGGCGUACCAGGGGCGAUGGACCCCCCCAGCGCCCCUCUUGCAAUGCGAACUCGACGGCAAAGCCAAUAUCCGCCAAUAUCGGGCGCCGGGACUGCAAAUGCUCCACGAGCUCCACGGAAAUCCAUUGGGCCUGGCGUGAUCGAUUCCGAUUACACUAAGCCUGCCCAGCGACGACGUCCGAGUCUGGCAUCUACUCCAUCAACUACGGGCGCGGGUGAUGUUUCCGGGGUGUCGACGCGGACAAACGCCAGCGGGACUCAGAGUUAUAUGGAUGGGGCUCGAGGAUUGACUGCUUCCCGCGCAGCAAAAACAAAGUCCCUCCAGCCGCCCUCAAGACAGAGUCAAGUGCGACUGUCCGUCGCUGUGGGUACGCCAGAGCACGGGAGAUCCCCAUCUUUUGCCGCCAGGUCUCCCGGCCGAGCAAAUGGGAGAGGCACAAGUACCCCAUCAUCGUCAAAGCGAAUAUCCGUGAUGCCUGGGAUGCCUCCUUCAUCGUCCCAUGCAACAGGCCUGGGUGCGAGGACGGUUAGCCCUACUGAUGCCCGUCGAGCAAAGCGAUUGUCCAUUCUGCAGAACGCCCCCCCGAUGCCGAAUACUCCUCCUCAACCGGAUGUAUCCACGGUCCGAACAUCGUCACGCUCGCCAUCAAUGUUACCAAGGAAGGUGUCCACACCAUUGUCAUCUCGCACGACGCCCGACUUGACCCGGAAAUCCUACAGCUCUGGCCAAUCAAUUGUGUCCAAUGCGAGCCUCAACCCCUCUCAAACUUCCGGGGUGUUAUUACAACCGCGAUUAUCACAACAGUUCUCAUCGUCGCGGCUGCCCACUCCCAAACCUAGAAAUGCUAAUAGCUCGGCUGGGAACAAUGGGGACGAGGUACCCCCAGUCCCAGCUAUCCCUAAGGCCUACGACUCUCCAAAAGAUGUGCUUACGGAAGCCCAAUUCUACAGCAAACGGAAGUCAAGCAUGCCGUUUGAUGCCAGCAGUAUCAAUAGCACCUCGACCAAUAGCUUAUCCGGGAGGGCAUCUGUUCGGGAGCCUAUCAAGAAUGACCGAGAGCCCAAACCCCGGAGACCUGGGCCAGGAGCCUCCUCGCCGGAUGCCGACCAGCACAAUACCACCCAGGUAAACAAUAACAAAAGGAGCUUAAAGCCGCUGAGACUACCCCCUUUAAAUCUGCUGCCGUUGAGCAUCCCUACCGCGGCCAAAGUUGCGGCUCUUCAGGAACCAUCAUUUUCUGACGGACAGGUCACCCCACCCCAUCGUGUGAACGCCAAGACGCCCAGUAGUCCCAUGACUGCCUCUAAAGCUUCGUUCUUCACGCGAAACCGUUCGGAAGAUAAGCCCGGGCAAGAUCUUGUCGAUAUGCGAAGUAGUAGUUCGACUCAUCGCCUACGUUCCGAGUCAUCCUCACAAAUGGGUGUUAGCAGCUCGGAGUGGGUAAAGCCUAUCCCAAUGAGCAACCGGCAAUCGAGACAUGCGGUUUCGCCCUUCGUUUCCUCAUCCCUGCCCAAGCACAAUGGAGGGCAUUCGCUCAUGACGAGGUCUAAGACGAGCGGUGACUUCACAAGCGCCGAGAAUACAACGGAGCCAAUACGGCCUGCGCGACUGACAGGACCAAGGGCUCAGAAGCUUUCAAGACCCCCUAAAACCGAUACUCCUUCUCAGGUGUCGAGCCCUGAAGAACCAACAACGCCGUCUGGAUCGUCUUUGCGGCGCAAGCUCAGCCUUGGUUGGAAGCGGAACACUUCCAAGAGCAAUAAUAGCAUCUCCUACGCAGCGAAUGAGAGAGGUUCCGAAUAUGUUCCUCCUCCCCCAAAGCAUGAUAACAUGCCCCCUCCUCGAAUACCUGCAUCCGCCACGAUGAAUAAUAUGAAUGUUUACACUGUGCCCAGUCCUAGCCCUUCAGUCAAAUCAACGACCUAUCUGGAUUCUAAAAGGCGGAAGAGCUCGGCAUCCAGCUUGAGCAUCUUUGGUGGCCAUGAUCGAACUAGAAGCGACAGUUGGGGCAUCAACGGCACUCCAAAAAAAGAGAAGCCCAAAGAGCCGAGGUCCGAAAAGACAGCACCUGCGGCACCGCGGACAGCUUCAUCCGUUAUGCACAAGAUGCUUAAUUCAAAGCCCUCAAGCAGCGCUCUCCGGUCUCUUGAUCACUGGACGGCUGACUUGGACAAGGAAGAUCUGAUUGCUGAGGAACAGAUGAAGAAACUUGCUACUAAGCGAAAGGAGACGGAGCAGGCCGCCAAAGUCCUUGACGCUUUGAGGAAGCGCGCCACGCCUAAGGAACGCGUUUCGGCUCACCAAGCUCUUCAAAUUGCAAAUCUGAACAUCUAUGAGCGAGGUGAGAUCGUCGAUUACAAGGAGGUGUAUUUCUGUGGAACCCAGAACGCCGCCAAACAUGUGGGUGAUCCCACAUCAGAAAAUGCCAACUUUGGAUAUGACGAUGAACGAGGUGAUUACACGAUUGUUCAGGGGGACCAUCUUUCUUACCGAUAUGAAAUAAUUGACGUCCUUGGCAAGGGAAGUUUUGGUCAGGUGGUACGAUGCAUUGAUCACAAAACAGGAGGACUAGUGGCUGUCAAGAUCAUUCGCAACAAGAAGAGGUUCCAUCAGCAGGCUUUAGUUGAAGUUAAUAUUCUACAGAAACUUCGCGAAUGGGACCCUUUAAACAAGCACAGCAUGGUAAAUUUUACACAGAGCUUCUACUUUCGCGGACAUCUUUGUAUCUCAACUGAACUUCUCGACAUGAAUCUUUAUGAGUUCAUUAAGUCCAACGCAUUCCGCGGCUUCUCUCUGGAGGUCGUUAGACGAUUUACGAAGCAGCUUCUUAACAGCCUCUUAUUGCUGAAGUCGCACAAGGUUAUCCAUUGUGAUCUCAAGCCGGAAAACAUACUCCUAGCCCACCCAAUGCAUUCAGAAAUUAAGGUUAUCGACUUCGGAUCUAGCUGUUUCGAGAAUGAGAGAGUCUAUACGUAUAUCCAGUCACGAUUUUAUCGAUCGCCAGAAGUUAUUCUUGGGAUGACAUAUGGUAUGCCGAUUGAUAUGUGGAGUCUUGGAUGUAUAUUGGCAGAAUUGUUUACUGGGGUUCCGAUUUUUCCUGGUGAGAAUGAGCAGGAACAACUUGCCUGUAUAAUGGAAGUUUUCGGACCUCCGGAGAAACAUCUGAUUGAGAAAAGCACACGCAGGAAGUUGUUCUUCGACUCCCUUGGAAAGCCGCGCCUUACAGUUUCGUCCAAAGGCCGUCGUCGUCGACCAUCCUCCAAGACUCUUGCUCAAGUUCUCAAGACUGAUGAGGAGCCAUUUCUCGAUUUCCUAUCCCGGUGUCUUAGGUGGGAUCCUGAUAGACGAAUAAAGCCAGAAGACGCUGUUAAACAUGAGUUUAUGACGGGUAGGAAGGCUACCGUGUCGAUUACACGUCCCACCGCACGAAAUGAUUCCCCCAUCAAGCGUCACCACACGGUUGCAACACCAUCGGGAAGCAACCGACCUCUCCCCGAACCGCCCACCACAAGCUUCAAGAACGGGGCCCCAGUCAGGGCACGCGAAACCACAGGCGCUAGCCCAAUCAAGAGUGCGAAUACUCAUACGCGAAGGAUAUCAAACGCGAAUGCCCUUAGCAGCUCAAUAGGCAGCAAGCGGACGAGUACCGGCGCUGUCAUCGCACCCGGCGGUAGCGGGCUUCCUCGAGUUACAAGAGCCGUUAGCGCAAAACAGGAUCUAGCUUCAGCUGGAGCAACAAUUGCCAUGGCCAGGCGCGUAUGA
Messenger RNA from Venustampulla echinocandica, 4257 nucleotides. RefSeq lists its product as uncharacterized. Gene Ontology annotation, biological process: peptidyl-serine phosphorylation; peptidyl-threonine phosphorylation. The transcript has 3 exons. The record is from RefSeq and is a predicted model, not a curated record. NCBI's taxonomy places the organism in Eukaryota, Fungi, Ascomycota, Leotiomycetes, Helotiales, Pleuroascaceae. The coding region runs from base 1 to 4257 and encodes 1418 amino acids. Gene Ontology annotation, molecular function: ATP binding; protein serine/threonine kinase activity; protein serine/threonine/tyrosine kinase activity.